Molecule: messenger RNA, 2933 nt
Organism: Phycodurus eques (leafy seadragon)
Lineage: Eukaryota; Metazoa; Chordata; Actinopteri; Syngnathiformes; Syngnathidae
Gene: c15h18orf54
Product: chromosome 15 C18orf54 homolog
Exons: 15
Coding region: 80-1669 (529 amino acids)
Source: RefSeq, a predicted model, not a curated record
UCUUUCUUUCUCCCCCCCCCCCUGUUUCUGUUAGUAGUGUUUAAAAAGUGAGAGGACAUCCCGGAGACACAGUUUUCCCAUGGACUCCACCAGCCCUGGGAGUGACUUCGUCUCUCCAGAGUCAACAGUGACUACGCUGUUGUCAAGCUCUGGACGCUUUCGGACCAGGCUGUUGUCACCAGAGUUCAACUCAACCUUCAGAUACAGAGAUAAGGAAUAUGACUCCGCCUCGGCAGCUUUGGAUGCCUACAUCGCAGACUUCGACAGAUGUCUGUACACUGAGUCAUCAGGAACGCUGGGUCUGGCUCUGCCACAAAAUCCAUUGUCCACCCCGAGAAGACCCAGAAUGAGCACACCAAGAAACAAAGCUGCUCUCAGGGAACGUUUAACUGACAGGGAGGUGGAUUUCCUGACCCUCCCCGUCAGUUCCCUCCGUCACCGUGACAACCACGACAGACUUUCGAUGACAACCGACGAACUGCUGUCCGUCCCCCGUGAUGGUUCCAUGCCCGUCACCCACACGACUGCCUUCAUCCAAGGUUGCCCGUCUCAGUCUGUAGCCUCUCAGGCCCGUCUUCCCUCCGAGCCAGGGUACAGAGCAAGGGAUAACAUAUCCCACUCACAUUUAAGCAGGAACUGCAGCAGCUCAAGGUGCAAUCGAGAACCCGAAGUUUCCACUUUGAAACAAGAUGUCCCCUUUGUCAGAUGCUUAACAUGUGCACACAGAGCAGCGAGGUCAGAGCAGGUAUUGCAGUCUUCGUCGCCCCGUUUACCACGCAGGCUCAGUGGGAACAAGGCAGACGUCGGCCGCACUGCAAUCGGUAAUGUGCCUGCCUGGAUCCAAGACUGUGAGCCACUACCCCCAUCAGAGGUCUACGUUUGUGACAAGCUUGAAGGACCAAGAACCAGAGCACCAUCUUGGUCAGGAGACACAAAGGACGAUGCUGGCAUGACACCUAAUCAGCGUGACACCCAGCAGAGUCUGAGAGAUCUGAGGCUCCAGUUUGCUGAACAGAUAUCUUUGAUUGCCUCAGACAGAGAAAGCUCCCACUUCUCGGAAUUUCUUUUGAAAGAUUUUCUUUGGGCAGAUAACCGGCUAGAGUCACUGAUCCAAAAAGCCGAUCAAGUGCUGAACUCGCUCUCUCAGCGUUUUGGAGGAGCACAAAGUCUUGCAGAUUCAGUUCGCAGUGAUUCUGUGAAUCCAGUGAAUAGUGAAGAAAUGCAGCUCAGUUCGAUUUCGCAGGGUCCCCUGCUCCCUAUAGACUUGACGGGAGCGGCGCAGGGCAUCACCGAGGCGCUGUCGGAGGAAACCACCCAGGAUUGCAGUCACGAUGGGAGCAGCAUCUGGAAACAGCCCGGUCCGUUGGAGGCUCUGAAACAAAUGAUGUUUCGAAUGCAGGCUGUGGAGGCGGAGCUUCACCGACAACACAAACCACCAAUUGCUCCAACUGGCAAUAAGGAAACUCAUAGGAGGCCUGAAAGUGAAGCAGAACAGAGUUUAUCUGGUGCACCAUCACUGCAAAGGGCUCUGCAUCACCUCAGUCGCCUGAAGCUGCUGUUGGAGGAACCGAGAGAAAAGCAUGACGAAGAGGAGAAGGAUAUAGAUGAAGGACGAUACUCGUCUUUGUCUGCUGACAGACUCAUCGGUUCUCAGCAGUAUUGCCAUUAAAGAUGGAAACCCUGUCAGAUGGAUAUUUUUCUCGUCGGGGUCAGCUGGAGGUUCUCGAUGUUGUUUCAUAGUUUGACUUAAUUUUAGUUAUGUUGAGCAAGCCUGAGGAGCAGUCGUUGCCAAAAGGAGCAGAUGGAUGGAAGGUUUUUUCCCCAAAAGUGCGAUACAGCACAUCAAACGAUACCCAUCGAUACAUAAGUACAUCAUAUCAAAUGUGGCUUGAAGGCCAAUAGUUUUGGGCAAAAAAAGAAAAGAAAAAGAAGACAUAACAACGUGACGUCUGUAAAUGGAAUAUUAGUAUUUCGAAUGUAUAAUUGUACACCGAAGUGAAUUAUUGCAAUAGAGAUGGGAAUAGGGAAAUGUUUGUUCACCAGAGACGCAACUUUGUACGUAAGUUAAAAUGCAUAAAAUAGCGUUUUUACAGCCCACUAUUAAAAUGCCAAAGAAAAAUUGUUUAUAUGCAUUGCUUUUUUUUAAUUGAACCUUUAUUUAUUGAUCCAGGUAAGGAAGUUGAGAAUGCUGACCUUGCUGCAGAGUCAAGCAAAACUUCCAGCUGUUUCCAUUAUAGCACCGCUUCAUGAAUGCAAGAUCCUCCAAUGACCCAAAGUUGCAACAGCAUGAGGGCAAACGUGGAUUCAGAGGAAUCAACAGAAUCAUUCAUAAAAUUUAUCUUUGAAGUAAUUCAUGAGGAGAACAGUCAUUUGUGGUCUACAGUUGGACCUUUCUUUUUAACUUCUCUUAAUUCUUAACGAAUUGAAAGUGUACAUUGUUUAAUCCUUCCAUUGUGGAAAAAUAAUUGUGUAGAAUGAGCAUGGCAUUCAUGCUAAAUGUACGUUUUUGACAACACUUUGUAUACCUUUCUGUUAAUCGGCAUGGGAUUUUUGCUGAUCGUUAGUUGAUGUCAUUGUAAAAAUGAUACUUUGUGGUUGUGUUCUGAAGGCUUUGGUCAUGUUUGCUUUCUAAAUAAUAAUGUAUAUAUUUCUUGGGACCUGCAUCUUGUCCCUUUUUUAAAUUCUGUUGAAAUUUGAGCCUGAACUUUGCAUCCAUGCCCAUAACACACAGUUUAUUGCAAAGCUAUUGAGGCUGCAUUUCUUGCAGCCCUUUUUCAACACUUCACAUAUUGAGGCCGUACUACAUUCGAUCGAUUCAAAUGUACCGUGACCUUAAUUUAAUGAUGCUGCUUCAAAUGAUUUCAACCAGCUGCACCUGUCAUGUUCUUUUGGACAAAAUAUAUUGAUCUAUUAAAGUUGAACUAUCCCCCCCA